UAUUGAUGGUACCUGUGCAAUCAUCAAAACCUUGUUAGCAUAGAGAAGCAAGGCAUAUGUAAUUAUUGAUGUUUGAGUAGGACCGGUUUCAUAGCAAUUGACAUGGUGUAUACAUACAAAGUUGGUCACGGUAUGAUGUAUAUCCUUGUUCACUCAAGAUCACAAGGAUGAAUUUAUACCCAGUUCAAGCAUCAACUCAUGCAUACCAUAUGAAGCUUGGAGUCAGAUAGGUAGAAUAUGUCUGUGUUUAUUCCUAGUUUUUCAUCUUUUGACAUACCAGACAAUGGCUGUUUGACAGAAUGUAAAACAAACACCACAGCAUAUUAUCCUGAACGGGAGAUGGAAAACUCAUUCUGUGACUCGGAAUAUUCAAUACAGAAAUUAAUAAUGGAUCUAUGGUGAACGCCUUCAAUCGAAAACUGAGUGAUCGCUUGUGUCUUGUCUGUAAGUUUUAUGGAAUUCAGCAAUGGCCAGAAGGACAUAAAAAUGCGGAGAGGACUCAGAUUCGCCGUCACCCUGUGUGGUCAGAGUGCUUAAAUCUUAUUUUUUAAUGAGUACUGGCAUCUUUAUGAGGGAAAAUAUGCAGGAAUCCUUUAUGAAUGUAUGAAAAUGGCCAGGGAGAUUGUUUUAUCUCGUCACACAAAAACAUCAAAUGAGGUUCGUGGGACAUUAGCAGGUAGAUAAAGGAUGGGACAUACUAUCACCGUGGCAACCAGCAACAAAUCUGAUAACGACACCGGUAUUGUGAUAUUCUCUGUUGAACAAAAACCAGUGAACUGUAUAGAGCUAUGUGAUAAUGUUCCUCAAACGUUUACCUGAUUUGUUACACCUUGAUAUAGAAAAUUAACACGAAACGUGUAAAUCAACUGUUCUCCAGCAGAGAAGAUAUUCAAGCCAUAAUGUUGCAUGAUUUUGAUUGGCUGUUUGUCUGGUGUUGGGAUCUAAUAGAAAAUUAUGGACAAAAUCUUCAUAUAAAUAGUCUCUGGUCCACUGUGACUUUCGAGUGAAACUGUAAUAAAUGUAUAUACAACGUUAUGACCAUGUCGACGGCAAAAGUAUCACCAGAGAUUCAAAUUACUGAGAUAUCAGACGAGGAAACAGAAAAAUUAGAAUCUUUGGACCUGAUCGAUAGUGAUAGUUCCUCUCUACAUUCGGCCAUCAUCAAUAAUGACCUUGAGGAGGUCAUGUUCUUCAUCAACAAUGGAGGCAAUAUACACGAAAAAGUUAAAGGUAAUUUCUCUGUAAAUGCUGAUGGUGGUGGUGGUGGUAGUGGUGGUGGAAAGCGCAAAUCAAAUGAAAUUAAUUAUGCUGAGAUGGAUUAUUAUGGAGAAUUUCCAUUAGCUUUCGCCACAUCUUAUGCCACCGAGGAGAUCUAUGAUUUUCUGAUUGACCAUGGUGCUGAUCCGGAUCUCCAAGAUUCCUACGGAAAUACCGUUCUCCAUGUCGCAGUUGUUGCUGAUCAAAUUGAAAUGUUUAAAUACUGUGUGCGUCAUCCGAAAAAACCUGCAAACACAGUUUCAAAAAACAAGGCGAAUUUGACACCCCUUUCUCUUGCGUGCAAGCUUGGACGCCACGCCUUGUUCAAAGUGAUGUUGGAAAUGGGUAGUCUGGAGUUCUGGAGAUACAGCAAUACCACUUGCUCUGCGUAUCCUCUGCUUGCUCUUGAUUCUAUUGGUCCUAGUGGCAACACAAACAUGUAUUCAGCACUCAUUCUCAUCAUAAACGGUGAGACGGACGACCAUCUUGAAUUGCUUGAGGGGGGAGUAAUGAGACAACUCCUUGAUGAAAAAUGGGAGCGUUAUGCCAAAAAAUGGUUCUUCCAGCGCCUUGUUAUGGCUUUUAUUCACCUCAUUUUAGUUAGCGUUGCAGUAUACACACGCCCCGAGGAAGGAUUAUUGAAAACACGGGGCGUGAUAGACAUCAUACGAUUUGUAAGUGAAAUACUUGUGUGUAUCGGCUGCGUUCUUAUUCUGAUUAUAGACAUCGGCGAAGUAGCCUCACAAGGAUUUUGGGCAUUUUUAAAGAACACGAGACAUGCACCGGCACAAACUACAUUUCUAUUCGCUUGUCUUCUCAUCAUGUUGUGCAUCCCACUACGUUUUACUGGGUACGAGACAGCAGAAAGUAUACUUCUGAUUAUCGCGGUUCCUGGUUCGUGGUUUUAUCUGCUGUUCUUUGCCAAAGGUUACCCACUCACAGGGCCAAUGAUAGUUAUGACAUACCAGAUGCUUGCCACCGACAUGGUAAAAUUUGGAAGCAUGUAUGGAAUUUUUCUCCUACUUUUCUCCCAAGUGUUUUAUUUCCUGUUUCAGGGUUCGGUUGAUAUCAGUGCCGCAGACAAUAUAUGGGAAACGUCCAUGACACUGUUUCAGAUGACUUUAGGUGAGUUUAAGUACGAAGAGUUUGAGAGAACAAAAUAUCCUCCAUUGAUCAAAAUUGUUUUUGUUUUCUUCAUGAUCCUUGUACCAAUACUUCUCCUAAAUGUACUCAUCGCCAUGAUGGGAAACACUUAUCAACAGGUCGUCUCCAAGUCUGCAAAAGAAUGGCGACGUCAGUGGGCCAAAAUUGUUGUCGUACUGGAAAAAGGAUUUACAAAAAAAAAUUUGCUUAGAUUCCAGAUGGAAUAUUCAGUGAAAAUUUCAGGGCAACCCCGCGUUGUUUUAGCGGAUCUUUCCAAAAAAGACGGUGCCGUUGAACAGAGGGCAUUAGUGGUCAUCAAACAACAGAAUCGAACGGUUGCUAGGAAACGAAAAGCAGCCAUCAGUUUCUGGAGACGAGCCAAUAAGCUCAUCGUGGACCAAAUACGGCAGCAAAAGAAAAAUGGUGUUUCCGGACAACUCAAUGUGAAACCAUCUAUUUCACGUCGUGUGUCAAUGCUUUCCGACGAUGAAGAUAAGGGAUUCACGAAUAUGCUUGAAAGACUGGCAUGGGAGAAAGACAUUGACCUCACAAAGGGUAAGGCCUUCAUGACCAAUCCAGAUGGAAUCGAAGGAAUCAACUAAGACAAAUGACUGAACGGUGUCUCCAAAUGUAUAAAUAUUUAAACUGUAUUAGUUUCCAGUAUAUCGUUAAUGUAAUGGUAAGCUGAAAUAUAUAAGCACGUACUAGAAAAUAGAUUAUCAGAUUCCGUCUGUGAUAUAGUGGAAGUGUGACAAGAAAAUUUUGAUCUCUUAAAAAAUACAGAUGUACCGGUAAAUGUUCUUAAAACCAGUCUCUUAAAUUUUCAUGUAUACAGAAUUGACAAAAUUUCAUUAUGUUCCAGCGUAUGUUUUCAAAAUGAAAAUACCUGUAUAUUUUCACACAGAAACAUCUGUACUAUUGUAAAUUUCUUAUAUGAUAAUAGGUAAAAUUGUCAAAGGAAAAUUUUGACUUUUUUUGCGAUUUAAAUGUUCCAAAUUUAUCAAAAUGUUGAAGCAGAAUAAUGUAUAAUUACAAAAUGGACCAUGAUUUUCUUGAUUAGCAUAUUUAUCCUCAGAGAAGCCCCCAUUCAUAUUGUAAAAGUUUCGUACAGGUUUUAAAAUUUGGCGAGGGAUUAUUAAAAUUUUGUGAACCAUUUUAGCUGCAGUUAUUGUACUAAAUGUAUUUUGAAAUUGGUGACUCUGCUAAAAUGAAGCAGAGGUCUUAUUUGUGGGUAUGGGUAAAUUUUUUCAUGAUUUGAUAUCCGAUCUUGAAAAAUUAAGCCCCUUACAAAAUACCAUCCUUAACACAAAUGAUGAACUUGCUUUCAGGAGAUGUACGGCUAUUGACAUCUAAUCAUUACAGGCUCUUAAUUACAAUAUAAAUCAUUCUACAUCUAACACUACACAUUUACUCUGAGAGUAUAGAUCCAUUUGCUGUUGUCUGUUUGAAUAAUUCAGUGAAAUUGUGUCGCGAACUGGUACGGCUAAACGACAAAUUAAUGUUCCUAUAGAAAGUUUGUUGGGACAACCGAUGUUUUCUGUGGAUGAAUUUCCCCGAUGACUGUUAACAAGUAGAUAAUAGAUAUUUUAGAAGGUAGUGCAGAUUUUUAACAUCAUUUAGGGCAGUUUGAGUGCAUUUCCUUGCUAAUUACAUACAUAUUUUCGUUAAAACUACCGAACAUCAUAUUUUGUGCAGUGUUAGUUUAAGCAACACAAAUUUUAGCCAUGUUAUGUUGAAAAGUAAAAUUGUUUUUAGAUAGAAGAAAACUGUAUUCCAUCACCUGAAUAAUGUAAUAACUACACGUUUAUAAUCAUUUCCUCAUUUUUUUUAAUCUUUAACUACACAUCUCUAAUCAUUUCCUCAUUUUUUAAAUCUCUAACUACACGUUUCUAAUUAUUUCCUCAAUUUUUAAAUCUCUCAGUUUAAUUUUAUCUAAACAAACCUAUAUUCAUUCCGAAGAAUAUUUUCCAGUAGAAGCCAAAUUCCUCGAAAGCAAAUUAAAAUAUUUGUUUCGCCCUUUUUUUUUUAAUUCAGGGAUGCUUAUCCAUUGUUUUUGUUCGGAUAAGAUCCUUUUUUAUAGAUGAGGCAGAACACAUUAGUUUGGUGAUGAUGCUGGUCCAUGUUGCAUGGAAACAUCAGUCCAUGUUCGGGAGAUAAGUCUGUCCCUGAACAGAAUUAGUAUUAUUCUAUUGUUUUAAUGAUUAGAAUGUAAUAGUUGUAAUAUAGUACAAAUAAAAACACAAUUAACUGACA
Pecten maximus is the source of this 4653-nucleotide messenger RNA. Its product is annotated as transient receptor potential cation channel subfamily V member 6-like. Gene Ontology annotation, biological process: calcium ion import across plasma membrane. Lineage: Eukaryota; Metazoa; Mollusca; Bivalvia; Pectinida; Pectinidae. Bases 1035 to 3002 code for a protein of 655 amino acids. Gene Ontology annotation, molecular function: calcium channel activity; protein binding. Gene Ontology annotation, cellular component: membrane. The record is from RefSeq and is a predicted model, not a curated record. The transcript has a single exon.